This is a messenger RNA of Aphidius gifuensis, 1532 nucleotides long. RefSeq lists its product as uncharacterized. NCBI's taxonomy places the organism in Eukaryota, Metazoa, Arthropoda, Insecta, Hymenoptera, Braconidae. The transcript is spliced from 3 exons. Bases 318 to 788 code for a protein of 156 amino acids. Gene Ontology annotation, biological process: regulation of synaptic transmission, cholinergic; sleep; positive regulation of voltage-gated potassium channel activity. The record is from RefSeq and is a predicted model, not a curated record.
UUUCUCCACCAUACCAGCAUUCACCGCCAUGAUCCACCGAUCAACGUGAAUGACUCCAGAAAGACGAGAAAAGUCUGUCGCCAUUUCCUCGCUGAUAGUUUAAUUAUAACAAAAAGAUUAAUAUAAAUCUAAGGGUGAUAGAAAUUAAUCGAAAUAAUUUAAAUAGAAAAAAUAAUACAGGCAAUAUACAACGGUAUUUUCGGCAGCAAAAGUGAAAGGUUUUAGUGCUGAGGAAUGCACACGUAUGUUACAAUCUAGAACCAGUUUUAUUGUGGCUAACCACUGAUAAACUUGUAUUUCUGACAUUGUGCUAAAUCAUGGAAAAGUAUUGUAUGAUAAAUUACUCUUCAAAAAAUAUAUUUAACAAAAGUAUUUACAUGAUUAUUGUGUUUUUAAGUAUUUUAAGUUAUUACAAUGUAAAAGGAAAUCUAAAAAGAUGCGUGAGUUGCAGAUCAAGAGGAGAGUUAGGCUCUUGCAGAGAUCCAUUUACAAUAAACUCAACACUUGGUGUUCAUGAACCAGGCAUCAAGAUUGAACCAUGUGCAUCCGGCUGGUGUGGAAAAAUAAUUGAGUCAUUAAACGAAUAUGCAACAGCUACACAAAGAAUGUGCUUUCAACGACCACCAGAUGAUGGCGAAGAAAGAUGCUCAUUUACUAUUAAAAAUUGGAAAAAAGUUUUCAUGUGUUUUUGUAAAGGUGAUCUUUGUAAUGAUGCCACUUCUGUUUCAGUAUCUAGAUAUUUAAUUAGCAUGUCAAUUGUGUUAAUUCUUGUGUCACGUAUCAUUUGAUUAAAUAAUUUCUUUAAAGAAAAAAUAAAUACUCCACGUGUAGCCAACAUGAUGUUCCAAGUACUGAUUUUUAUAUUUAAAUAAAUGACAAUAAAUUAAACAACAUUUGAAAAACAACAAUUGCAUAAUUGUUUUUUUUAAUUUUGAAUCAAGUCAGAAUCAUAUUGUGGAUUUCGAUUAUUGAUGCAAGUGUACUCGCUAAAUUAAAUUAUCUGUCUUUGCCAAUAGAAAAAAAUAAAAUCAUUACUGGUGCUUCAGUUAAAUUGUUAAAUAACAUGAAACAUUUAAGCCUAAUAAAUUGCAUUAAAAUUACUGAUACAAUCACUGAAGUUAUAAAAGACAGCAGAGUUAACAACAGCUUGUUCUAAAUGAAUUUUUAGUGUAUUAGUUUCGUUUGAAAAUCAUUAUGGCAUGGUUGGCAAGAAACGAGAAUAUUAUAUGGACCAAAUGAUACUCACUUUUCAACUGCAUAUGGACUGUUAAAUAAACAUUUGCUUUAAAAACUUUUUUACAUUUAUAUGUGAUAAUUAUAUUAGCUCCUUUUUUAUCAAAUUUUUAAUUUACAUACAUUUGCUUUAAACUAAAUUUAAAAGUCAUCAAAAAGUUAUUUCCGUUUGUAUAAAGAUAAAAAUAAAAAAAAUUUGUUAAUUGUUUUUAGAUUGAGUGUAAAUUUAAUCACAAAUUUACUAUCUUGCUGUGCACAAUCAGCAAAACUUUACCAAAGUCACAUUAACUUAUUAAAAA